UAUGGACAGAGUAGACAUAAAGAACAAGUCAUUUGAAACCAUAACAACAAAUCAAAUCAAAUAAUCCAAAAGUUCAAACUCACACUCUUAACAGAACAGAACCACCAACAACAGAACAAAGUAACUCAUUAAGGUUUUCCAUCACUCUUCAAAUCCAAGAGGCAAGCUUUGGAAUUUUCUUAGGCUUUCUUCUUCAUUACUCUUCAACUUCAAAACCCAUCAAGGAAUUGCAUAUUUGUUUCUUCCUUAGUCAUGAUUUUGCUAUGUUGCAAGAAGGGUCAUCUUCUGUUACUUCUUCAGCCUUAAAGCUCUUCUCCAUGAUGCCACCUUCAUCUGGCUUUGGAUCUCCACACCCUUGGCUUAAGGAACUGAAAUCUGAGGAAAGGGGUUUGUACUUGAUCCAUUUGUUGCUCACUUGUGCAAACCAUGUAGCUGCUUGUAAUCUUGAGCAUGCGAAUGCAACACUUGAGCAAAUUUCGAUGCUUGCUUCCCCUGACGGCGAUACUAUGCAGCGGAUUGCAGCGUAUUUUACCGAGGCACUUGCUGAUAGGAUUCUUAAAGCAUGGCCUGGAAUCCACAAAGCACUCAACUCUACUCGAGUGUCGAUGGUUUCAGAAAAGAUUCUUGUGCAGAAGCUCUUUUUUGAGUUUUUCCCUUUCUUGAAAGUAGCAUUUGUUCUCACAAAUCAGGCUAUCAUUGAAGCAAUGGAAGGGGAGAGAAUGAUUCACAUAAUUGAUCUCAAUGCUGCUGAACCUGCUCAGUGGAUUUCACUUCUCCAAGUUUUGAGUGCUCAUCCUGAUGGCCCUCCACAUUUGAGAAUCACCGGCGUUCAUCAGAAGAAAGAGGUUCUCGACCAGGUAGCUCAUAGACUGAUUGCAGAAGCUGAAAAAUUAGAUACACCAUUCCAAUUCAAUCCUGUUGUCAGCAAAUUGGAAAACCUUGAUUUUGAGAAACUUCGUGUUAAAACCGGGGAGGCACUAGCAAUUAGUUCGAUUCUCCAAUUACAUACCCUUUUAGCCUUGGAUGAUGAAACCAUGAAGAGAAAAUCUCCUCUUUUGUUAAAAACCUCAAAUGGAAUUCACUUACAAAGAUUCCAUCCAAUAAACCGAAGCACAUUCGACAAUUUGCUUGAGAAAGAUUUGAUUAGCAGCUAUACCAGAAGUCCUGACUCAAGUUCAUCAUCACCGGCUUCAUUGAAGACUUCAAAUUCAAUGAACACGGAGAUGUUUCUCAAUGCAUUGUGGAGUUUAUCACCAAAGGUGAUGGUUGUAACAGAACAAGACUCUAAUCAUAAUGGCUCACAUUUUACGGACAGGCUACUGGAAGCUCUACACUCUUAUGCAGCACUAUUUGAUUGUUUGGAAUCAACGAUCCCAAGAACCUCAUUGGAGAGAUUUAGGGUGGAGAAACUGCUUUUUGGUGAGGAAAUCAAGAACAUUAUUGCAUGUGAGGGAUUAGAAAGAAAGGAAAGGCAUGAAAAGCUGGAUAAGUGGUUUAUGAGAUUUGAUUUAGCUGGAUUUGGUAAUGAGCCUCUAAGUUAUUUUGGUAAGUUGCAAGCAAGGAGGUUCAUGCAGAGUUAUGGUUGUGAGGCAUAUAGAAUGAAGGAGGAAAAUGGUUGUGUGCUAAUAUGCUGGCAAGAUAGAUCCUUGUUUUCAAUAUCAGCUUGGAGAUCAAGGAAGUAAGACGAUGUCAUUGCUUGGAUGAGCACCUGAGGUUGGAAAAAUUGCGGUGGCUCACUGUGAUUUUGUCAAUCUCACCGCCAACUCAACCAUGCACAAAAUCAUAAGCCGUAAUGGCAAUAAGAAAAAAAAAUAAAGGAUGAAGUAUUAAUCUUUUUUUCCUUUGUAUGAAAGUAUUUUGUAUUUAUAGUAAUGACUUUGUAUCUUUGUAUGAAAGUAUUUUGUCUUUAUAGUAAUGACUAUUCAUCAUUAUUGAUUUUUAGAUAUA
This is a messenger RNA of Medicago truncatula (barrel medic), 1947 nucleotides long. RefSeq names its product scarecrow-like protein 3. The record is from RefSeq and is a predicted model, not a curated record. Lineage: Eukaryota; Viridiplantae; Streptophyta; Magnoliopsida; Fabales; Fabaceae. The transcript has 2 exons. Bases 264 to 1682 code for a protein of 472 amino acids.